AUCAAGCUUCAAGAGUCUCCUGAAGAUAUGCCUGCAGGGCAGACACCUCACACUGUCAUCCUUUUUGCUCACAACGAUCUUGUUGACAAAGUUCAGCCUGGGGACAGAGUGAAUGUUACAGGCAUCUACCGCGCGGUGCCUAUCCGGGUCAAUCAAAGAGUGAGCAAUGUGAAGUCUGUCUACAAAACCCACAUUGAUGUCAUUCACUAUCAGAAAACGGAUGCAAAGCGUCUGCAUGGCCUCAGUGAAGAAGCAGAACAGAAACUUUUUUCAGAGAAACGUGUGGAGUUACUUAAGGAACUUUCCAGAAAACCAGAUAUUUAUGAGAGGCUUGCUUCAGCCUUGGCUCCAAGCAUUUAUGAACAUGAAGAUAUAAAGAAGGGAAUCUUGCUUCAGCUCUUUGGCGGAACAAGGAAGGAUUUUAGUCACACGGGGAGGGGCAAGUUUCGUGCUGAGAUCAACAUCCUGCUGUGUGGAGACCCUGACCAUGAGACGAGGCAGCUGGUGCUGCAGACGGGGGCCCGGGUCCUGAGUGACAACGGCAUCUGCUGCAUCGACGAGUUCGACAAGAUGAACAAAAGUAUAAGAUCUGUGUUGCACGAGGUCAUGGAACAACAGACACUGUCCAUUGCUAAA
Galeopterus variegatus (Sunda flying lemur) is the source of this 636-nucleotide messenger RNA. RefSeq names its product DNA replication licensing factor MCM4-like. Lineage: Eukaryota; Metazoa; Chordata; Mammalia; Dermoptera; Cynocephalidae. The record is from RefSeq and is a predicted model, not a curated record. Gene Ontology annotation, biological process: DNA strand elongation involved in DNA replication; double-strand break repair via break-induced replication; DNA replication. The annotation marks the transcript as partial. Gene Ontology annotation, molecular function: ATP binding; single-stranded DNA binding; single-stranded DNA helicase activity. The transcript is spliced from 4 exons. Gene Ontology annotation, cellular component: MCM complex; nucleus.